UCUCGGACAGGGAUAUAGUGAAUAAGUCCGACUUGUAGCCGUUAUCUGGCCGGAAACGGCCAGUUCAAACUGGCAACCCCAGAAGUGGUGGGUGAAGAGGAGGAGAAGGAGAGCACUGACUCACUCUGCUGACAGCCCAGAAUGAGCUGGUUUCCGCAGGGAAUAAUAUAUUUUCAGUAUAAUAACUUAUGGAACAUGGGCCAAGAGCUCACUUGAGCGAACUUGGGCACUGCGAUACCGGAGCGCUUUCCUUCAAACCCUCAGCACUGCAGUUCUCCUUCGGCUCCUCAGAGUCCCAGCAAAGACAAGAAGAAGUGCACUGACACGCAUUCACAUGACAGCUGUCAGCUGGAGAUCAAAAUGUAAAGGAGCUGAUGCCCUUGGACUGCAGUUAGCUCAGCAUCUGACAUUUAAAAUCAUGCUGUGGACCACUGAAAGCAAUCUGAAAUGAUAAGACAAAGUGAAUGAGUGAAGUGUACCUAUUCAUCAGACUAUCACCAAAUGCCCCAGCAUCAUGAACAGAUGAUUCUUGUUGGGGAGAACAUGAAUCCAUGGAUUCAGAACUGCACAAACUGUAGCCAAGCCCUGGUCAUGGAGCUGAACAUCACAAAGGCCAUUGUUCUGAGCUUUGUGCUGUCUGUUUUUGUUAUAUUUGGAGUACUGGGCAACAUCUUGGUCAUCCUUUCUGUGGCUUGCCACCGAAGCCUUCGGACGGUCACACAUUACUUUAUUGUAAACCUGGCAGUGGCUGACCUCCUGCUGAGCUCCACUGUGCUUCCAUUCUCUGCCAUUUUUGAAAUGCUGGGCCACUGGGUGUUCGGCAGGGCUUUCUGUGAUGUCUGGGCUGCCAUGGAUGUGCUUUGCUGCACGGCAUCCAUAAUGAGCCUAUGUGUGAUCUCUGUGGACCGCUACAUUGGGGUUAGUUACCCACUACGCUACCCGGCCAUUGUGACAGAGAAGCGGGCAUUGUUGGCACUUAUGGGAAUUUGGGCUCUGUCCAUUACCAUCUCCAUUGGACCACUAUUUGGCUGGAAGGAGCCAGCACCAGAGGAUGAGUACGUGUGUAAAAUCACAGAGGAACCUGGCUAUGCCAUUUUUUCUGCAGUGGGCUCUUUCUACCUCCCCCUAGUGGUUAUCUUGGUUAUGUAUUGCCGUGUGUAUGUGGUGGCCCGCAGGGAGACGUACAGCCUUAGGAAAGGUCACAAGAAGGAGAAGGCACACCAUGCAGAAACAGUGACGUUACGGAUACACAGAGGCAACACCACUGUGGCGGAGGAUGAAACGUUGAGGAGCCGCACUCACUUCGCAAUACGCCUACUUAAGUUCUCCAGGGAGAAAAAGGCUGCGAAAACCCUGGGCAUUGUGGUUGGGUGCUUUGUUCUCUGCUGGCUGCCAUUCUUCCUGGUUCUGCCUAUUGGAUCCAUCUUCCCGGCUUACCGGCCCUCAGACACAGUCUUCAAAAUCACCUUUUGGCUUGGGUACUUCAACAGCUGUAUCAACCCAAUCAUCUACCCAUGCUCCAGUCAGGAAUUUAAGAAAGCCUUUCUGAGCGUGCUGGGAGUUCACUGUCUGCACCGCAGUGCCAGACCAACACACCCGCUGUGCCAGAGCCAAGCUGCAAGCCACACACAGCCACAUCUGCUCUCACUGGGUUCAGAGAGCCGCAACGAACCUUCACAUCUCAGCCCGUCAUCCUCUGUGGCCCUUUCCCGUACCCCCUCAUCUUCCCCAGUGGGGGGGUUAGGAGUCAGCGCUGGGGUCGGUGCUGGGGCGAAAGCGGCAGGGGUGUGCAGUAAGAACCUGCUGAGGACGUGUUGUUGUGCUGGGGACUACCCAGCACGGACACAGCCUGCUGCAUGCCAUUCUCUGCCUGUUAUCAAGAUCCAUCAGCUUUCUCUUUGUGAGAAUGGUGAAGCGGUGUGAGCCACAGAGGCAGAAUACUGCUUCAGAUAAACACAUAUGCCUCAGAGUGUGACUAGACUCUUAUCAAGAUCACUAUGGACCUUUGGCAAAUAAUGGAGAUAAUUUAAAGGAGACAAUGAAGUCAUUCAGAGAGUCUGUGAUGUACCUGACUUGCACUGGGGAGAUUGAAAACAUGCUAUAUGUCAAAGGAAAGGGGAACUUUCAGUCAAUUUGAUUGAUAAGCUUUGCACAUUUGCACAGAAAGAAAAUGCAUACUUUUGUUUUAAUGUUGAAAUUUCUACAAGAAAAUUUCUACAAAAUUUCUACGGGAAAGGAUAAAAGUGUACUGUCUUAAUUUUUAAAGGUUAUGUAGUUGCAACGGACCUGAAUAUAUUGAGUAUGCUUAAAUGAUGGUGGUGAUUAAUACCAGUUUAAUACCUUACCUCAAUUCACUUUCAUUAGUUGCACAAAUUUGAUGUAUGUGGAAAAGAGGUGUAGUAGUCUAUACAAAUACAAAUCUUGUGGCCAUUAACAUGCAUGGGAUUUUUUUUUCAGAUUUACAAUUAAAAAGAUUCCAAUAAUUAGACAAUGAAAUAUGUGGAAUACCUGAAAUAUGGACCAGUUUUAUGUGUAUGUUUGGUUCUUAACAAGAACAAUGAAUAAGUCCUCCUUUAUGGAGUCUUUAUGGAAUUUUUACCCUAAGACUCAAGACUGCUUGAUCAAAUAAGAUGAAAUUGGUCAUGCAUUUUGUCCCUGAUUUACUAAAGGUUUGCAUAUGUGAAAACAUGCAAAAUUGGUAACAACCACAAAACCCUUGCAAGUUGAUCUUUCACCUGAGGAAAAUAUCAAGUCUUGUCCAUUUUACAUGUUUGGCUUAACAAAUAUGCUAUUUGGGGCAUUUGCAUUUGAGGUACAAAAUACAAGGCAGUGUCAGUGCAAGAUUAUACCAUUAUACCAUCAUAAGAUUAUUCUAUACCUUAAGGGCAGCUCAACCUCCAGUAAGAAUGUAUGAUGUGCAAACAAUGAGGCUGUCACUGCCACUUUUGUGUGAAUACAUUUGUGUGUUUGUGUGUGCAUCUCUUUCUAUUAGGAAAUAUGAAAUGUCAUGUGUGAGGUUUGAAUCAGUGAACAUUUCAAUUUCUGAAAUGAAUAAAUCAAUUACUGAUCACCAAAACAAAAGCACCAUAAGGGUGGUUGCUUUUAACUGGUGAAAUAACAACACUGACUUUCCAUAUGUAAUGAGAAAUGGUGUUUGAAGGGACUUUGUUCAUGAAGAUGCUAGAUAAAAAUUAGCUUUCAAGAAAAAAAAAAACAACCUAAACACUCUAAAUUAUAAAACAGAUAGAUUCAGUUCUUAAACCUAAUUGGGUGAGUUGCAUUUGAAGCUGUUGUAAAAAAAAAACACACACACCAGUGAAUGCAUCACAAUAAUUGAAUUCUAUAUUAAUGUGCCAGGUUUUAAAACCAUUAAAAUUGUUAUAAUAUGGCCAUUGUUCUGUCUAUAGAAUGCCCUAAUCUUUGUCUGGUAUGUUGCUUAACUACCAAAGGAUACUGUUAACACACUACAUUGCGUGACAGAAUUGUUUAUUGUGAAUAUUAUUACUAAUAAAAUAAAUUAUU
Molecule: messenger RNA, 3522 nt
Organism: Pangasianodon hypophthalmus (striped catfish)
Lineage: Eukaryota; Metazoa; Chordata; Actinopteri; Siluriformes; Pangasiidae
Gene: adra1aa
Product: adrenoceptor alpha 1Aa
Exons: 3
Coding region: 502-1923 (473 amino acids)
Biological process (GO): adenylate cyclase-activating adrenergic receptor signaling pathway; positive regulation of cytosolic calcium ion concentration; phospholipase C-activating G protein-coupled receptor signaling pathway
Cellular component (GO): membrane
Molecular function (GO): alpha1-adrenergic receptor activity
Source: RefSeq, a predicted model, not a curated record